Molecule: messenger RNA, 3189 nt
Organism: Thermochaetoides thermophila DSM 1495
Lineage: Eukaryota; Fungi; Ascomycota; Sordariomycetes; Sordariales; Chaetomiaceae
Product: putative elongation factor
Exons: 2
Coding region: 1-3189 (1062 amino acids)
Molecular function (GO): translation elongation factor activity; ATP binding; ATP hydrolysis activity
Source: RefSeq, a predicted model, not a curated record
AUGCCCGCCGCCACUUCCGCUCAGGUUGCCGCCGAGAACGCCAAGAGCGUUAAGGUCCUCGAUGAGCUCAUGCAGAAGCUCACCAUCUCCAAGGAGGCUGAUGCCAUUAAGGAGGCCUCUGCUGAGAUCGCCUCGUUCAUCAAUGGUCGCAUCGAGGAUCUCGAUACGCCUGUCAAGACUAUCGAGGCCCUCCAGAAGAAUCUGGCUAACAAGAAGGAUGCCGCUGCUCGCGAGAAGGCGCUGCUUGCCAUUCAGGCAAUUGCUCAGCAUUCUGAGGUUUCUGCCCAUGUCGAGCCUUAUCUCGUCACCCUUCUUCCCAGUGUUCUUGCUGGCGCUGGCGACAAGAUCACCGCCGUCAAGAAUGCCGCUAUUGCUGCGGCUCUGGCCAUCGCAGAGGCCAUCAACCCUAACGCCAUUAAGGCCACUCUCCCUGCUGUUGUCGAGUCUCUCCGCAACGCCCAGAAGUGGCCCGAGAAGAUGACCGCUCUGGACUUCAUCGAUACCAUUGUCCGCACCGCUCCAACUCAGACCGCUUUCCGCGUCCCUGAUCUCAUCCCCGUCGUCUCCGAAGCCAUGUGGGACACUAAGAAGGAGGUCAAGGAUCACGCCUACAAGACGAUGGAGAAGGUGUGCCAGCUCAUCGUCAACAAGGAUAUCGAGGAGUUCAUCCCCGAGCUCAUCAAGUGCAUUGCCAAGCCUGAGAACGUCCCCAAGACUGUUCACUUGCUUGGUGCCACCACUUUCGUCACUGAAGUUCAGGAGCCCACACUCGCCCUCAUGGUUCCCCUGCUUGACCGUGGUCUCGCUGAGCGCGACACUGCCAUCAAGCGCAAGUCAGCCGUCAUUGUCGACAAUAUGUGCAAGCUCGUUGACGAUCCAAACGUCAUCGCUCCUUUCCUUCCCAAGAUGAUGCCCGGCCUUCAGAAGAACUACGAGAACCUUGCCGAUCCCGAGGCUCGCGAGAAGACCAAGCAGGCUCUCGACACCCUCAUCCGUGUUGGCAACGUUGUUGACGGCAAGAUCCCUGAGGUCCGCAAUUUGGGCGACAUUGUCACCAUUACCGGCCACCUCAAGGACAUCCUCGGCAGCAAGCACGCUGGUGCCUUUGAGAAGUUCGGCCCUGUCCUCGAGUACGCUGCCGCCAUUGCUGGCCAGCUCGUUGACGAGAAGGUGGCCGACUCUGCCACCUGGACUGAGGCUGUCAAGCCCUAUAUCACUGUUGUCGUUGGUGAUGAGGAGUCUCAGGGCGUCGUCGACUCGCUCCGCAAGCGUGCCAGCGCUGGUGCCGGCAUUGCUGAGGACGUUGAGGAUGACGAAGAGGAGGGUGAAGACCUGUGCGACUGCACAUUCUCCCUCGCCUAUGGUGCCAAGAUUCUUCUCAACAACACCCGCCUCCGCCUCAAGCGUGGCCAGCGCUACGGUCUCUGCGGCCCCAACGGUUCUGGCAAGUCCACCCUGAUGCGCGCCAUCAACAAGGGCCAGGUUGAGGGCUUCCCGCCGAAGGAUCAGGUCAAGACUGUCUUCGUCGAGCAUGACCUGGAUGCUGCUGACACUGAGAUGACCACCAUUGAGUGGACAAUGAAGAAGCUCGAGGAGGCUGGUGUCCAGACCACCGUUGAAGAGGUCACUAAGCGCUUGAACGAGUUUGGCUUCACUGAUCAGAUGAUCCAAAACCAGAUUACUUCACUCUCUGGUGGUUGGAAGAUGAAGCUGGCCCUCUGCCGUGCCGUUUUUGAGGCCCCUGAUAUCCUCCUCCUUGACGAGCCUACCAACCAUCUUGACGUCCAGAACGUCAAGUGGCUCGAGAAUUAUCUCAUCAACUCCCCUUGCACCUCGAUCAUCGUCUCUCACGACAGCGGCUUCCUCGACAACGUUUGCCAGCACAUCAUCCACUACGAACGCUUCAAGCUCAAGCGCUACAAGGGUAAUCUCAAGGAAUUCGUCCGCCGCGUCCCUUCUGCGAAGUCUUACUAUGAGCUUGGUGCCUCGGAAAUUGAGUUCACCUUCCCUGAGCCUGGUUUCCUCGAGGGUGUCAAGACCAAGGCUAAGGCCAUCCUCAAGGCCACAAACGUAACCUUCCAGUACCCUGGCACCUCUCAGCCCCAGCUGCGCGAUAUCACCUUCCAGUGCUCUCUCGGCUCCCGUAUUGCUGUCAUCGGUCCCAACGGUGCUGGCAAGUCGACUCUCAUUAACCUGCUCACUGGUGAACUGAUUCCCACUAGCGGUGAGAUCUGGGCCCACGAGAACAUCCGUAUCGCCUACAUCAAGCAGCAUGCCUUCGCCCACAUCGAGAAGCACCUGGACAAGACUCCUUCUGAGUACAUCCAGUGGCGUUUCCAGACUGGCGAGGAUCGCGAGACUAUGGACCGUGCCAACAAGGUCAUUACCGAGGCUGAUGAGCAGGCCAUGAACAAGAUUUUCAAGAUUGAUGGCACUCAGCGCCGCAUCAUCGGCAUCCAUGCUCGUCGCAAGUUCAAGAACAGCUAUGAGUAUGAGUGCUCAUUCGCCCUUGGCGAGAACGUUGGCCAGAAGAAUGAGCGCUGGACGCCGAUGAUGACUGCCGACAACGCUUGGUUGCCCCGCAGCGAGCUGCUGCCUUCUCACCAGAAGCUCGUCGCUGAAGUCGACAUGAAAGAGGCUCUGGCUUCUGGUCAGUUCCGCCCUCUGGUGCGCAAGGAGAUUGAGGCUCACUGUGCCAACUUUGGUCUCGAUGCUGAGUUGGUUUCUCACUCUCACAUGCGCGGUCUGUCCGGUGGUCAGCGUGUGAAGGUCGUCCUCGCUGCUUGCACCUGGCAGCGCCCUCACCUUAUCGUCCUUGACGAACCUACCAACUACCUCGACCGCGACUCUCUCGGUGCCUUGUCCAAGGCCCUCAAGAAGUUCGAGGGUGGUGUCAUCAUCAUUACUCACAGCUCCGAGUUUACCAAGGACCUCACAGAGGAAGUCUGGGCCGUCAUGGACGGUAAGAUGACUCCUUCGGGCCACAACUGGGUCCAGGGCCAGGGUAGCGGGCCCCGACUCAAGCAGGAGGACGAUGAUGAGACCGAGAAAUUUGAUGCCAUGGGCAACAAGAUCGAGGCCCCCAAGAAGGCCAAGAAACUCACCAGCUCUGAGCUCCGGAAGAAGAAGAAGGAGCGCAUGGCCCGCCGCAAGCGUGGUGAGGAGGUUUUCAGCGACGAGGACGAGUAG